Molecule: messenger RNA, 10853 nt
Organism: Toxotes jaculatrix (banded archerfish)
Lineage: Eukaryota; Metazoa; Chordata; Actinopteri; Toxotidae
Product: piezo-type mechanosensitive ion channel component 2
Exons: 54
Coding region: 436-9393 (2985 amino acids)
Source: RefSeq, a predicted model, not a curated record
UUUUGAACUUUGUUUGUUUAUGCGGUUUUGUAGUUAAAAAAGGGAGUAAAUUGACUUGAGGACUUGUUGGCUCCUUUCUCCGGCAUUUUUGCGCGUUGUGCCAGCGCAGCUGUUUGCGCACCUGAGUCUGCUUUUCAGUUUGCGCAGCGACUACAGGACUUCAAUGCUUCUGCGCAACUGAACAAUGACUGUGACAUUACUUACCGGUGACAUGCUUGUUGUGGUGAACCUCGAUAAAUGCGCAGUCUCUCUCUGUGGAAUAACCACCGGAGUCCAGGUGUCAUCAGACACAGCUGAUGUGGCCGUUUGGAGGAGCGCACCAGUUUGAUGCCAGCUGAGGUUUGACAGAGAGCAGGAGUUUGGGAUGCAAGAGAAACCUUAGAGAGACAACCCUCUGCUUCUUUUACCUGGUUUCAACAAGGGCUGCCCAGAGCCAUGGCCUCCCAGGUGGUGUGCGGUCUGGUCUUCAGGUUACUGCUGCCAAUGUGUCUUGCAGCUGCUUGCCUGUUCAGGUACAAUGCCCUGUCCUUCGUCUACCUCAUCUAUCUCCUCCUUAUUCCACUAUUUGCGGAGCCCACAAGCACGUCGAUGAAGGGCCACACAGGGCGUCUGCUGCAGUCCCUCUGCUUCACCAGUAUGUCCUUCCUGCUGCUCCACAUCAUCUAUCAGAUUACCGUCAACAGCCUCCUGUCCGGGAAAUCCAUCAACUCUAACUUCAGCUGUUCCACAUGGGAGAAAUCCAUAAGGCAACUUGGCUUUGAGAGUGUGAUUGGUGCAGAUGCGGGGAAUGGCAUCCGAGUGUUCAUCCCUGACAUUGGCAUGUUCGUGGCCGGCCUGGCCAUCUGGCUGCUGUGCCGCAGUCUGGUCCAGAAGAGGCCGCCUGAGGACAUGGCACAGUACAACGCUGACUUCGAAGCAGAGGAACAAGAAGAGGAGGAGAAGCAGAGCUUGGAGGACAACAUCCUGCUAGAGGAGGACUUUGAGGCGGGGUACGAGGCUGAGGAGGAUGAGGACGAUGAGGAGCUGUACGAGGAGGAUGAGGAGGAGGUGGAGGAGGAGGAGGAGGAGAAGGAAGAAGAAGCGAAGGAGAGCACAAAGAUGAAGAUCCUGCGACUCGUGGCGGAAGUUGCGUCCAAAGUGAAGGAGAUCAUUGGGAACUUGAUCACUACUGCGGGGAAGGUGGUGGUCACCAUCUUGUUGGGCAUGACAGGCAUCAUGCAGCCCUCGCUGACCUCUGCAGUUUACUUCUUCCUCUUCCUGUUCCUGUGCACCUGGUGGUCCCUCUGCCGGACCUUCGACACACUCAUCUUCAGCUGCAUGUGCGUCCUGAUGGCCAUCUUCAGCGCUGGGCACCUCAUCGUCCUCUACCUCUAUCAGUUCCAAUUCUUCCAGGAGUCCAUCCCAGCAGGCAACAGCCUGUUUGGCAUCUCCCCCAUUGUUCAGACCAAUUGCUCCUACACAUGGAAGCUCAUCGUUCACCCGGAGCGCAAGUGGUACCACUUUGUGAAUCCCAUCAUGCUGCUGAUUCUCUACUACACUCUGGCCACGCUCAUCCGCCUCUGGCUGCAGGAACCCAUCGAGCAGCUGAUGGACGACAAAGACAGCGAUAUGUGUGAGGAGGAGGAGGAUCUGGCCGGAAACAAAGCCAACAGGAAGAGGCAUCUGUGGUGGGAAUCACGCCAGUGCACUGACGAGAAAAACCUCCUCUCCACCCAGGAUGGCAUCAGUACAACUGAGGCUGUGCCCACCUCAAACGGGACAUCCUUUGACUUCGUCACAACCGAGAAUGGACCAGUCUGUCGUGACUUGUACUCCACCCCGCAGUAUAAAAUGGACCAGCCCAGUGACGGUACAGAGAAGAAGGACGAGUGUGUGUAUGAAGUGUGUUUGCCCCCGGAGGAUUCGGUGUUGGACAGUGGAGAGGAGAAGUCUGAGGGAGGCGAGGAUGGGAUGAAGAAAAGAGGAGUCGGUGCCAUGGUCAAAGUCUUCCACUUCAUCAUGAAACAGAGCUACAUCUGUGCUCUCAUUGCCAUGAUGGUGUGGAGCAUCACCUACGUCAGCUGGCUGACGUUUGUCUUCCUCAUGUGGUCUUGCAUUCUGUGGAUGGUGAGGGACCGGAGGCGUUACGCCAUGGUGUCUUCUCCCUUCAUGGUGGCCUACGGCAACCUGCUGAUAGUUCUGCAGUACAUUUGGAGUUUUGAGAGCCUCCUUCCAGUCCCAGGGUUCUUUGUCAAGAAGAACAACCCUUUCCACUCACUUUCAUCCAAGAUCCUGUGUCUGGUGAGCUUCUGGCUGCUGCUGAGACAGAUGCUUACAGAGAAAUGGGAGAAACAAAAAGAAGACAGUGCUGGUCUCUCAGACAUUCACGUGGAAAGUGAGGAGAAGAAGGAAGAAGAGGAGAACUCUGAGGAGCAAGCGGAGCAGGACACCAUGCAUGUUCUGGGCAACAUGGUCAUGGCUGUGCUGGUCAAAUACUGGAUCUACAUCUGUGGGGGGAUGUUCUUCUUCGUCAGCUUCGAGGGAACCAUCGUCAUGUACAAGAUCAUCUACAUGAUGAUGUUCCUCUCCUGUGUGGCACUCUACCAGGUGCACUACGACUGGUGGCGAAGGAUCCUGAAGUACUUCUGGAUGUCGGUAGUGAUGUACACCAUGGUGGUCCUCACCGUGGUCUACACCUACCAGUUUGACGGCUCGAUAAAAUUCUGGUCCUUCUUUGGCUUAAACGAAAACAGGUUGAAGGACCUGGGCCUGCAGAAGUUUGGUGUGACCGAGCUGUUCACCAGAAUUUUCAUUCCUACUUUCUUCCUGCUGUUGUGUAUUCUCCAUUUGCACUACUUCCACGACCGCUUUCUCCAGCUCACCAACCUCCAGGCCAAAGAUGACAGCACUAUCUACAGACUGGUGCAUCAGGAUGGCAGUUUGGCAGACCUUACCAUGCUCAGCGUCAGCUCGGUGGAUGCAGCGCUGCCCAGAGAGGAGGAGGACCUGCAGGAGAAGCAGGGGCAACAAGGAGAGUGGGGCACAGCGACGGAGAAGAAGCAGGCUCUGGUGGUGGUGAUGGAUGACACUGAGACGACUGGCGAGAAGCCCAGGAGCUUCUCCGACCCGCGGCUGUCCAGCACAGAAGAGAGCCACCACUGCAGUGCGGGGAGCGAGCCAGAGCCGAGCACCGAGCAGAGCUCAGAUCUGAAGAAUAAGUGGCACCUGGUGGUCGACCGUCUGACGGUGCUCCUCCUCAAGUUCCUGGAGUAUUUCCACAAACUGCAGCUGUUCAUCUGGUGGUUGCUGGAGAUCCACAUCAUCAAGAUUGUGUCCUGCUACAUUGUGUUCGUCUGUCUCGAAGAGGUGUCUUUGUUCAACUAUGUGUUCCUGGCGUCCUGGGCCUUUGCACUUCCCUACAGCCAGUAUCGGCCCCUUGCUUCCAGUGUUUGCACUGUGUGGACAUGUGUCAUCAUCACAUGUAAAAUGUUGUACCAGCUGAAGUUCGUAGACCCCCCAUCCUACUCCAAGAACUGCUCUUUGACAAUGCCAAGCAACUAUACGCCGGAACAGGAAAAAGAGUUGGCGAAGUCUCUGCUUUAUGUGGAACUUGUGGAUCCAGCCAACUGGGUGGGCUUGAUGAAGUCUGAUGACCUGCUGGGCUACAUCAGGAACAACCUCUUGAUGUUGGCUCUCUUAGCAUUCGAGGUGACCAUCUACCGCCAUCAGGAAUACUUCAGACGGAGGAACAAGCUGUCGCCUCCCGCUGCCCGGGUUAUCUUCCAUGAUAUCACACGGCAGCACCUGGACAUCGGCAUCAUCUGCUUCGCCAAAUACUUCAUCAACUACUUCUUCUACAAAUUUGGACUUGAGACGUGCCUGCUGUUGGGGGUCUAUGUAAUCGGGCAGCGUAUGGACUUCUAUGCCAUGCUUCAUGCCUUUGCCUUGAUAGCCGUCAUGCAUAGACGAAGGAGGAAAGCCAUUGCUGAGAUCUGGUCCAAGUACUGCUUCUUCCUGGCCUGCAUGCUUACCUUACAGUACUUUGUCUGCAUCGGGAUCCCACCUGCAGCCUGUAAAGACUAUCCCUGGAGGCUUCCUGGCCAUUUUACAGCCUCCAAUGUGGUCAAGUGGCUCUAUAUUCCAGAUUUCCUCACCAAGCCCAACCCAUGGUUCCUUAUCUGUGACUUCAUUCUGCUGUUGUGUGCCUCUAUGCAGAGGCAAGUGUUUGAUGAUGAGAACAAGGCGGCAGUUCGCCUCAUAGCCGGAGACAACGUGGAGAUCUGCAGAGACCUGGAUGCAGCCUCCUUCAGCGUCCACAACCCCGUACCUGACUUCAUCCACUGCAGGUCCUACCUCGACAUGCUGAAGGUCAUCAUGUUCAGUUACCUGUUCUGGUUUGUCCUCACUAUCAUCUUCAUCACGGGAACCACACGUAUCAGUGUCUUCUGUAUGGGAUACCUGGUCGCCUGCUUUUACUUCCUGCUCUUUGGUGGAGAGCUGUUACUGAAGCCAAUCAAAAAAAUCCUGCACUACUGGGACUUUCUGAUUGCCUACAACAUCUUUGUAAUCACCAUGAAGAACAUCUUGUCUAUCCUGGCUUGUGGCUACAUCAAUGAUCUGGUCAAGAACCAGUGCUGGUUAAUCCAGUUGUUCAGUUUGGCCUGCACCAUUAAAGGCUAUAACAUCCAGGUCAAGAGUGACAAUCCGGAUCCUGCCUGUGAGCUGCCCAGCGACGAGGCUGGGAUCAUCUGGGACAGUAUCUGCUUUGCCUUCCUGCUGCUGCAGAGACGAGUCUUCAUGAGCUACUACUUCCUCCACGUGGUGGCUGAUAUCAGAGCGUCACAGAUUCUUGCGUCCAGAGGAGCAGAGCUUUUCCAAGCCACUAUAGUGAAGGCUGUGAAGGCCAGACUGGAGGAGGAGCGUAAAUCUGUGGAGCAGCUGAAAAGACAGAUGGAGCGCAUUAAAGUGAGGCAGCAAAAGUUUAAGAGGGGCAAGGAGAAGAUGCUAAGCUUAGCACAGGAGUCUGGAGAUGGACAGACCCUCGUCCAGCCCGAGGACGAUGACGAUGGAGCACAUCCAACGAAAGCCAAGACCAAAAAAAAGCAGUGGUGGAGGCCGUGGGUUGACCAUGCUUCCAUGGUUAGAAGUGGAGACUAUUACUUGUUUGAAACUGAUAGUGAAGAAGAGGAGGAGGAGGAGGAGAAAAAAGACGAGGAGCCCCCAAAGAAGUCAGCAUUUCAGCGAGCUAUUGGGAAGUUUGUCUCUGCUGUUCUGGCUUUGCCCAAGUCUAUCAUUAAGCUGCCUAAAACUAUUCUGCAAUAUGUAGUCAAGGCAGGCAAGUUUCUCUACCAUGCCUGGAUCACAGACCCCAAAGCUGCCCUGAGGGCACAAGGCAAAAAGAGACACAAAUUUUGGAAGAAAUACACCAAGGGAGUUAGACACAGGAAAAGCAAGAAAGAUGUAGGUCAUGUGGCCAUAGAGGUUGGUGAACUGUCUGAUGGGCAAGAAAAAGGAGAGGAGAACAAGCAGUCAGGUAGUCCAGACAACAUCAUCAAACGAGUGUUCAACAUCAUAAAGUUCACCUGGGUGCUCUGCCAGACGACGGUGGAAAGCUUCACCAAGUGGAUGAAUGACAUGUGCAGAGAGUACAUCGACAUCUCCACUGUGCUGCGUAUCGAGCGCUGCAUGCUUACACGAGAGGUCAAGAAGGGUAAUGUGCCUUCCAGAGAGAGCAUCCAUGUCUACUACCAGAAGGCCAUGAGGCUCAACAUGUCCAGGCAGGCCAGUAUGGAUCAGCUCAGUGAGGACGGGUCAACCUCCGGCUCCACCAGAGUACGAAGGAGGCGAGGAGGCUACCGCAUGGAGAGCCAGGACUCGACAGCCUCCAGAGACAGCAUAUCCAGUGCCUUCACUGAGGCCACCACGCUGUUUUCUCGCCAGUCCACGCUGGAAGACCUCGAUGGAAUGCCAGAGUUCAUUCCCAAAACCAGCGAGCGUGCCAGGCCCAAACUGCGUAAGAUUUACAACCUGGACGUGUCCAGUUCAUCAAUGGACAGUGUCAACAGCUUCAUAUCCAGUGAAGCAACCCAGUGCGUCACACUCUACUCCAGACAGGGCACCACAGACACCAUAGAAGAAGUGGAGGACGAGCAGGAUCAAGGGGAGGACAAGCAGCAGGUUCCCUGGGAAUCCCAACAGCUUGAGGACAGUCAGGGGGCAGAGGGUGGUCCCUGGAGUGACCGAGAAUCCGGGGAGAAAGAUGAGGAGCGUGGUGAGGGGCAGGAGGGGAUGGAGGUCGAGGAGGUUGAGGAAGAAUUAGAGGUACCACUGGACAAGGAGACAGGGGAGGGAGACGAGGCUCCCUGGGAGUCUUUUGGUCCUGAUGAGGGCCCCUCCCUCAGGAUGCAGGAGACAGAGUGUGCCCCUUCUGUCCUGGACAAAGACUUCACAGAGAGUGAAGAUGGAGCAGGACAGCAGGACUUCAUGCAGACAGAGGGGCGAGCAGGGGUGCUCUACACCCCCGAUACAGAUGCUUCCAAAACGUCUGACGCUGACGUUCCUCCCAGCUACAGCAAGGCGGUCAGCUUCGACCGUCUAGAAGUUAGUGAUGACGAGAGUGACACAGAUAGGAAGAGGCGUAUGCUCAUGACCUCUGACAGCCGCUCAGAUGACAGCAGAUCAGACAUCAUGUUGCCCUCUAUGACCACUGAGCUAACCGCCAGUGAACUGCUGCUCAACAAGAUGUUUUAUGAUGAGGAGCUGGAGCAGUCAGAUAAAUUCUACCAAAACCAGCCUCUGAUUCUCCAGCUCUGCUACGCCCUCUACAACAUGCUGGUGGCCCACUCGGAGAUGGUGUGCUACCUGGUCAUCAUCAUCAACCACAUGGUGUCAGCCUCCUGUGCCACCCUGGUCCUUCCCAUCACCAUCUUCCUCUGGGCCAUGCUGUCUGUGCCCCGGCCCAGCAAGCGCUACUGGAUGACUGCCAUCGUCUAUACCGAGGUCACCAUCGUCAUCAAGUACUUCUUCCAGUUUGGCUUCUUCCCCUUCAACCAGGACAAGCUGGUCAGGAACAAACCAUAUCACCCCCCCAACAUCAUCGGUGUGGAGAAGAAGGAUGGUUACGUCCACUACGACCUGGUCCAGUUACUGGCUCUCUUCUUCCACAGAUCCAUUCUGAAGUGCCACGGUCUGUGGGACGAAGACGACCCCAAAGAAAAGAAAGAGCCUCCUCGUCAGAGUGAGUCAGAGGAUGAGGGAAAAGACAAGGAGGAGAGUGAGAAGGAGUCCGAAUCUGCCUCCUCGCUGAUCAGUGAGAGGAGAGGCUCCACCCACACCUUGAGGUCCCUAAACUUUGGGACCUCCAUAGAUUCAGGACAUGUCCAGGUGCAUGUCCCACAACAGCAGACCUACCAGCGUCGCAAGAGCUCCAGCGGAGGCUCGCAUAUUUCUCACCGCUCUCUUCACUCUUCUGCACGGUCAAAGAGAGGAAGUACCGCGUCCCACAACAGCAGCCGCAAGGAUGGCAGCGAGGCCAGCGUCCAUCAGAAGACCCGCAAACAGAUGAUUAUGGAGAAGCUGAAGGAGCAGCUGUAUAAAGGGAAAGCGUUCAUCAUAAAGCGGUUCAUGGAGAUCUACCUUCCCAUGAGGCAGUUCUUCUAUAACCUGAUCCAUCCAGAGUACAGUGCUGUCACAGACGUCUAUGUGCUGAUGUUCCUCGCCGACACCGUCGACUUCAUCAUCAUUGUGUUUGGAUUCUGGGCGUUCGGUAAACACUCAGCGGCUGACAUCACCUCGUCUCUGUCGGAGGAUCAGGUGCCAGGACCGUUCUUGGUCAUGGUCCUGAUCCAGUUUGGGACCAUGGUGGUGGACCGGGCCCUCUACCUCAGAAAGUCUGUGGUGGGCAAGGUCAUCUUUCAGGUCAUCCUGCUCUUUGGCAUCCACUUCUGGAUGUUCUUCAUCCUGCCUAUAGUCACAACAAAGCGUUUCAAUGAUAACAUAGUCGCGCAGAUGUGGUAUUUUGUCAAGUGCAUCUACUUUGGGCUGUCGGCCUAUCAGAUCCGCUGUGGUUAUCCUACCCGCGUUCUGGGAAACUUCCUCACCAAGAGCUACAAUUAUGUCAACCUCUUCCUGUUUCAAGGUUUCCGUCUGGUGCCGUUUCUGACAGAGCUGCGAGCCGUGAUGGACUGGGUUUGGACCGACACCUCACUGUCUCUGUCCAGCUGGAUCUGUGUGGAGGACAUCUACUCUCACAUCUUCAUCCUCAAAUGCUGGAGAGAGUCUGAGAAGAGGUACCCCCAGCCGCGAGGCCAAAAGAAGAAGAAAGUGGUGAAGUACGGGAUGGGAGGGAUGAUGGUGGCGCUGCUGAUCGGUAUCGUCUGGUUCCCGCUGCUUUUUAUGUCUCUGGUAAAAUCUGUAGCUGGAGUCGUCAACAAACCACUGGACGUCUCGUUCACAAUCACACUGGCUGGCUUUCAGCCCAUCUUCACCAUAAGCGCACAGCAAAAGCAACUGGAGGACGUGAACAGCAAGGAUUUUAGAGAUUUUGGCAAUAAGUUUUCAAAUAAUGAUAAAGCCUUGCAGUGGCUGGAGCGCUACACAUCAGACGAUCUGAUCAUCGCCAAGCUGAAAGGCAGCUCCAACUCUCUGUGGACCAUCAGUCCACCCAGCAGAACCAACCUGAUAGGGAUGUUGAACUCUACUACUACUACUGACGAUGAGGGAUUCCCCAUCACUGUGUCCUGGUCUGUGCAAAGGAACCUAAGUCUUGGUGCCAAGGCUGAAACAGCGUCUGGAAAACAUGUGAGUUUUCUGGAGGAAAAAACAAAACAGGAGCUCAUCAUGCUCCUAAAGGGGAUAAAAAGCAACACACAAGUGACUCUAAAAAACGUCUUCCCUCGUUAUAUUCGAGCCCCCAGUGACUCGGAUGCCAAGCCUGUCGAUCAGCUUAUUUUAAAUAAUGAACCGACAUAUGAGGACCUAAACAUUACCUUGAUGCGAACUCAGAAUGGCUCAGAUCAGGAGCAGAUCCAGGAAUGGUGGAUCGUCAACCAGAUAAAGACUGGCCUAAUUUCACUGGGCAACAACAGUGAAGCAGGUCUGGACAUCUACAUAUUCAGCGACCAGGUUAGCCCGCCCAGCUUGGGCUUCCUGGCUGGAUAUGGGAUCAUGGGCCUGUACGCCUCUGUGGUUCUGGUCAUCGGAAAGUUUGUACGUGAGUUCUUCAGCGGUAUUUCUCACACCAUCAUGUUCGAGGAGCUGCCCAACGUAGACCGCAUCCUCAAGCUGUGCACCGACAUCUUCCUGGUCCGAGAGACGGGGGAGCUGGACCUGGAGGAGGACAUGUAUUCCAAACUCAUCUUCCUCUACCGUUCGCCAGAAACUAUGAUCAAGUGGACCCGGGAGAAAAGUCAGUGAAACUCAGAGGGGAUGUUAAGCUAUGAAGGCGAGUCAGAGCUUUUCGUAGACAUUGGGGUGGUCGCUCUGUUGGUGUAAGUUGCUGUUUCAGUCCGUUUACCAGCCGAGGGAGCACAAAGCAGCUGAGGACCAAAUCUGUCUUCCUCAACUUAGCUCUGCUGGCAGUGAUACAGUGUUGGCGCCACACGGGAACACUUUAUUAACAGUUGAGCACAAAUUUGGUGCUGUAUUUAUUUCUGAAAACGUGGCUCAGUCUGGCAUCCAGUGGAUAAAAUAAGCGGCUGGUGUUCAGUCGAAAACUGAGAAAUCUUAUAAUACAAUUUUCCUAAGAUAUGAAAAGUCUUAUCCCUAAUUUAAAGGUAGAUUUUUAAAGACCCGUCACUGCUCUUCACGCUUGUCGUCUUAAAUUUUUGCAAUUGCACAGCAGGCGAAGAGAAGCCCAACCUGGCUGCAACGUUACUCUUUAAGGGCUUCCCACCAACGGAUAAGUGCACAAUAAUGACCACAUGAGCACAAUCUCAUAUUUUCUACAACUGGAACACUUUGAUUGUGGGACUGUGCAAUACUGAGCUCUCGUUUCUCCCAAGUUUUCAAAGGAUGUGGAUCGAAAGAAAAGGCCGGUUCUGACCAAGACACGUGAACAUAGCCCCAUCUUUUUGUCUUUUUCUUUUUUUUAAACGUCAGAGGCCACGUGGGAGCCUUUCCAGAAACGCAGUGCAGAAAACAUUAUCAGACAAUCUUUACUUGCCUUAUUUUGUUUGUAUGAGAAGAAGUGAAACUCUUAUCAUCCACAUAUCUUUCUCAGGAAGAGCUGUUUUCACAGAUAUUCAUUGUACGAGUUAUAUGUUACCAUAUGUAGGCUUUGACGGAUUUAAAAGAAAAGACGAGAACUAUUUAAAUGGCAUGAAAUUUUAUGUGGAUAUUGUUUAGAUGGACUGAUGCUGAGUACGUUUACUGCACAGGGACACAGUUAAAGACUCUAUGAAGAAAGUACAUUUAUCGCUGUGGACUUUUUUCCUCACAGAGAAUGAGAUUAAUUGCCAAUCACCCGUGUUCUGAAUCAUCUACAGGUUGGCUAGAGUCGAAACCAGCAGAGGGCUGUUUCUGAAUCAGGGUAUCGUGCAUUAGGUGGCAGACUCUUGCACAUCACUUGUGAACCUCUCGCUGUUUUUAACAUUCAGCUGUGACGCCCACAGCUGCGCAUUCAGUCAUCAAGGAAAAAAUAACAAGACACAAAAAAGAUUUCUCACAUGAAGGGCUGAAACAUGAAGCCCUUUGGUCCAAACUAUGCAUUAGAGGACAACUGUAGCAUGAAAGAGAAACUUUAUUAUUAAUUUUCAUUACAUGUACAUUCAAGUUUAAGAGGACAGGACGUGGAGGAAUGAAAUGUGAAAUUGUACCUGUAUGUUAAGGCAAUGUGGUAUGAUAGAGGUCCAGAGAUCUGCAAAUAAAACACGUGA